GCUUAUCCCUCCCCACUCAAGGUGCGGCCAAGGAACAGGUGCGUGAGGAAUACCUGAGAGACCCCAGAGAAGAUAACAAAGCAUUAUACUCUACUAACUUAUUUUAGGGGGUGAAGAAACACCACUUCCUGAGUGAAUUUAUUAAUAAUCGAGCCAUCUCCUUUGGAAGCAACCAAAAAGUUUGCAACCAAAGCCGUCAGAUUUUGAGGAGAGAAGGAUUUCUGUUUUAGUGGCAGGUGGACGUCGUCGCCUUUGUUGACUCCAAUCACAUCGCUCAAGGACUUUGAAAUGGCCAACUCGGGUUUGCAGAUUUUGGGCUUCGUCCUUUCCCUAAUAGGCUUAAUUGGACUGAUAGUUGGCACCAUUAUGCCCCAGUGGAAGAUGUCUGCGUAUGUCGGGGACAACAUCAUCACAGCGGUGGCCAUGUACCAGGGACUGUGGAUGUCGUGCGCAUUCCAGAGCACAGGCCAGAUCCAGUGCAAAGUCUACGACUCAAUCCUGCAGCUGGACAGUGCCCUCCAGGCGACUCGCGCCCUCAUGAUUGUAGGUAUCAUCGUAACAGCGGCUGGACUGGGUGUAGCCUGCAUGGGAAUGAAGUGCACCAACUGUGGAGGAGAUGACAAGACACGCAAGUCUCGCAUUGCCAUGGCGGGUGGCGUCAUCCUUCUGAUUGGAGCCUUGUGUGCCAUAGUUGCUUGCUCUUGGUUUGCCCACAACAUCAUCCAAGCAUUCUACAACCCAUUCACCCCUGUCAACACCAAGUAUGAGUUUGGCGCGGCCAUCUUCAUCGCCUGGGCUGGAGCCUUCUUGGAUGUAGUCGGGGGUGGCAUGCUUGCAGCAUCCUGUCCCAAGAGCAAACCCACACCAAAGUACCCCAUCUCCAGACCCCCCAGCAGCAAGGAGUACGUCUGAGCAGGACGGGACCCACUGUCCACUUGCUUGAAGGAACGCGUUCACAUUUGUACUUGGUCCAGCACAAAGUAAUAUUGCUGCAAGGUUUAUCUGUUUGUUUGUUUUUUACUUCAUGUUUUUAAUUUUUUUCAUUAAAGACGCCUACCCCGCGUUGUUGAUAUGUAAGAUUAUUAUUUUAAACAUAAAAGCAUUAAAGUUUUAGAUAAUGGCUCAUGUUUACCUCUGUCUAAAGAAGAGCAGAUCACAAAGACAUGCUAGUCUGAUUUGUGUGCAGUGCCUGCUGAUUUGUACUCUGUUUUAGUAUACUGACUUCAAAUCAGCUUAGUUGACAUGUAUAAUAUACUAACUGGAAAUUAAUGUGAAACUACCUGCAGUGGCAUGUGAUUUUAUGUAUUCAUUACACAUUUUUUCAUAUGCUUCAUGCUCCAGUGUACAGUAUGGCUGGUAUAUUGUAAGGAUUGUAUAUGCUCUGAAUUGUAAUCACGGAAAAAGACAGCUCUCAUACUGAUGGACAGGCCAGUUACAUAAUUCAGACUUAAUCAGUUGGCAUGGUGCAAUAUUCCCACCAUUGGGUCCAUGCAGCGGUGCUUUAUUUAUAUGAACCGUACAAUUAAUUCCCACGGUAGACUGUUUUAAUCAAGUGCUUGAACCAGAUGGGAACUCUCCAUUGUGCUUUACAAUAAAACAGCCUCCUGUAAUUCAAAUUGCCAAAGUUGAUGCCGUCUAAUACACAGCAUGACCGAUGUGGUGAGCCACUUGUUUCCUCCUGCUUUGUCGUAAUUAUGCGUGUCAGUGAAAGGGCUUGGGGUUUCUUGAUGCUGCUGCUGGUAGUUUCACAGUUACUGUUGCCACACUAACCAGUUUCCCUUUUAAAUAUGUUCUGUGUGCAUGUGUAUGGUGUGCAAUUUUCAUCAUGUACAUAAAAUAAAAUCAGAAGUUGCAUUGUU
Molecule: messenger RNA, 1859 nt
Organism: Myripristis murdjan (pinecone soldierfish)
Lineage: Eukaryota; Metazoa; Chordata; Actinopteri; Holocentriformes; Holocentridae
Product: claudin-7-A-like
Exons: 4
Coding region: 289-912 (207 amino acids)
Cellular component (GO): bicellular tight junction; membrane
Molecular function (GO): structural molecule activity
Source: RefSeq, a predicted model, not a curated record